Molecule: messenger RNA, 4110 nt
Organism: Rosa chinensis
Lineage: Eukaryota; Viridiplantae; Streptophyta; Magnoliopsida; Rosales; Rosaceae
Product: CRM-domain containing factor CFM2, chloroplastic
Exons: 13
Coding region: 97-3684 (1195 amino acids)
Biological process (GO): RNA splicing, via transesterification reactions
Molecular function (GO): mRNA binding
Source: RefSeq, a predicted model, not a curated record
AGAUAGUCGUUAACAUUCACCCGCCUGAAACUUGAAGCCCUGAAGAUGCACCUCUUCAUCUUCAACUUCAUCUUCAAAUUCUAAGCUCCCCCUAAAAUGUUGCACUCCCUAACUCACCUUCCCGCCUCCUCUCUCCCGCCAAAAACCCUAACCCACCACCAAUCCUUCUCUCCCUUCUUCUCCUUCCCCCAAACCCCCAAACCCUCCAAAUUCACUAUCCGGAGCUCCGCCGCCGGCCCCCAGACCCUCGCCCCCAACUCCGCCAUCCAACGAAUCGCCGAGAAGCUCCGCAGCCUCGGGUUCGCCGAAGACGACACCAAAAAGCCCGAGUCCAAACCCGACCCGAACUCCGCCGGCGAAAUCUUCGUCCCCCUGCCGGAGACUCUCCCCAAGUACCGCGUCGGGCACACCAUCGAUGCCAGCUGGAGCACGCCGGAGAAUCCGGUGCCGGAGCCGGGGACGGGGAGGGCGAUUUCGAGGUUUCAUGAGAUGAGGAGAGAGCUGAGGAGGCAGAAGCAGGUUGAGGAGUUGGAGAAGAAGGAGAAGAAAGAAGAGAGGGUUGCUACAUUGGCCGAGAUGAGCUUGUCUGGGGCUGAGCUGAGGCGGUUGAGGACGGUUGGGAUUGAGCUGAACAAGAAGAUUAAGGUUGGGAAGGCUGGGAUUACUGAGGGGAUUGUGAAUGGGAUUCAUGAGAAUUGGCGGAGAUCGGAGGUUGUGAAGAUUGUGUGUGAGGAUUUGUGUAGGUUGAACAUGAAGAGGACUCAUGAUUUGUUGGAGAGAAAAACUGGAGGGAUGGUUGUUUGGAGGUCAGGAGCGAAGAUAGUUUUGUACAGGGGGGUGAACUAUAAGUAUCCUUACUUUUUGCGGGGUAAAAAUCAUGAGGAUUUGACGAGUGAUGGUUCUGGUGAUGCGCUACCGGAUGCACACAUCAGUGAUGGAGGAACAGAUAAAGCAAACUCUGCUACAGGAUCAAGUCCAACUGACGAAGGAGCUCAGCCAGCGUUAAUACAAGGGGUUGGUUUGGCAAAUAGGUUUCGGUUUCAACUUCCAGGUGAGGCAGAACUUGCUGGAGAAGCUGACCGCUUGUUAGAGGGACUUGGGCCGCGGUUUACUGAUUGGUGGGGAUAUGAACCUCUCCCUGUUGACGGGGACCUUCUACCAGCUAUUUUGCCUGGAUACAGGAGACCUUUCCGCCUUCUUCCGUAUGGCUUGCAGCCUAAGCUAACAGAUGAUGAAAUGACCACAAUUAGGAGACUUGCCCGACCCUUGCCAUGUCAUUUUGCAUUGGGAAGAAAUAGAAAGCUUCAAGGGUUGGCUGCUUCUAUUGUCAAACUCUGGGAAAAAUGUGAGAUUGCCAAGGUAGCUGUUAAAAGAGGGGUUCAGAACACUAAUAGUGAGCUGAUGGCUGAAGAGUUGAAGAGGCUGACUGGAGGAACUCUGAUUGCUCGGGACAGGGAAUUUAUUGUUUUAUACAGGGGAAAGGAUUUUCUGCCGCCUGCAGUUUCCUCUGCCAUAGAAGAGCGUAGGAAGUCUGUAAUAUAUGCAGAUAAUCGGAGCAGGCAGUUGAGCAUUUCUGCUACAACGGCACAGGACCAUAAAUCCAGGACUGACCCGGAAAAUAAAAAUGAUCUGACCAAUGGUCUUCCAUCUGAAAAAAGAAAGCUAAAGUCUACUGAGGCAGCUGCCAGUAGAGCCAGCAUUAAAUUAUCCAUGGCUUUAGAAAAGAGAGAAAAGGCAGAGAAACUUCUAGCGGAGCUGGAGAAAGCAGAGAGUCCCCAGCAACCUGAAAUAGAUAAAGAAGGUAUAACUGAAGAGGAAAGAUAUAUGCUAAGGAAGGUUGGCUUGAAAAUGAAGCCUUUCCUACUAAUGGGUAGACGAGGAGUAUUUGCUGGGACAAUUGAAAACAUGCAUCUCCAUUGGAAAUAUAGGGAGCUCAUUAAGAUAAUAUGUAAUGAGAAAAGCAUUGAAUCUGCUCAGCAAGUAGCACAAACUUUAGAGUCAGAAAGUGGUGGGAUACUUGUGGCAGUGGAGAGAGUAAGUAAGGGUUAUGCAAUCAUUGUGUAUCGUGGAAAAAAUUACAUCCGGCCUGCUAAUUUGAGACCUCAGACACUUCUGACUAAACGAGAAGCACUGAAGCGUUCUAUUGAGGCACAGCGUCGUGAGUCCUUGAAACUUCAUGUUUUAAAGCUUAAUAAGAACAUAGAUGAAUUGGAGCAAUUGGUGGUUAAAGACAAGGGCGCAAACAAUAUGCACUCUGUCAAUGAAUCAAAGGAAUUGGUCAGGGAGGAGGUGAACAAUGUUGAAUCAGAAGAACAUUUGAUAUCAGAUACUGAACUUAACUAUGGUGCUCAUUCGGUUCAACCUGAUUUGCAUGAAGAGAUUGUCAAGGUUAGAGACAAACAAGAAUCUCUUGUGACAAAGAUGGAUGUAAAUGAUGGAAUGGGUGCUCUCAUGAAUGGCUACUCAGCCACACAACAGGGUGAGGGGUACGGUCGCUCUUCAAGCUGUGAUGUGGAGGAGACUGAUAAAGUGGAACCAGGGUCUUCAAAUGAAUCAAUUACAAGUGAAUCCCCGGCAAAUUUUUUCAAUGAUAGAAAGGGAGAAGUUGGAGACUUAGUAAAGGCUAGAGACAAACAAGAACCUCAUGUCAUAAAUGCGGAUAUUGAUGAUGGAAUGAGUCCUUUCAUGAACAGGCAGUUAGCCACACAACAAGAUAAGGGGAUUACUUUCUCUUCGACAUGUGAUGAGGAUGGGUCUGGUAAAGUUGAACCAGUAUCUGCAAAUGAAUCUGUUACAAAUGAAACCCAUGCAGAUUUUUUUGAUGAUAUAAAUGAAGAAGUUGGAGUUUUCAUUGAGGCUAGAGCCAACCAAGAUUUACAAGUGACUCAAAUGGAUUUAAAUGUUGGAAUGGGUGCUGUAAUGAACAGCCAAUUAGCCACUCAACAGGAUAAGGAGAUUUUCUCUUCAAUGUGUGAUGAGAAUGAGACUGGUAGAGUUGAUCCAGGAUCUUUAGUUACAAUUGAAACCCAUCCAACGUUCUUUAAGGAUGGAGAUAGAGAAGUUGAAGCUUUUGCUUCUACAUCUUUCCCUGAAGGUGUUAUGUCAAGAGGUCUGAGCAGUUCUGCAAUUGUUGACAAUCAGCAUAAUCGUUUUGAUAAUGAGGCCCGGGAGUCAUUAGGUAGAUCUGACAAUAGUAAAUCAAAAUUGCCAGUGCCAAUAAUGGGAAGAAAGAUUUUGAAUGACAUGCCCUCGAGACCUGUGCAUUUGUCCAACAGUGAGAGGCUUCUUCUGCGAAAGCAAGCCCUCAAGAUGAAAAAACGCCCUGUCCUUGCCGUUGGCAGGAACAAUAUUGUAACUGGUGUUGCAAAAGCAAUCAAGGCGCACUUUGAGAGGCAUCCUCUUGCCAUAGUAAAUGUCAAAGGCAGAGCAAAAGGAACUUCAGUCAGGGAAAUUGUUUUUAAACUGGAGCAAGCAACAGGUGCAGUUUUAGUCUCCCAGGAGCCAAGCAAAGUUAUACUUUACAGAGGUUGGGGUGCAGGAGAUAGUCCUGGAAAUAAUGAUAAGAAGAACACAAGUGGGAAAAAGGCUGCUCCUGUGUCUCCUGAACUCUUGGCGGCAAUAAGACUUGAGUGUGGUUUACAGAAUCACGAAAAGGAAGAUGCAACCGUGGAGGCUGGAUUCUAAGUUUGUACCAGAAGUUACCCACUGCAGAGACCAUGCACAUACACUCACUAGAUACUUAGUUAGCAAGGAUUCACAUUUGUUCACAUCAUCUUUAGGGCCUGAAUAUAUCCGGAAACUCUUCUUUUGGCAGCUCCAAUCCAGGAAUACCAUCUCAAUGAGCAUCAUCGUUAGCUCCACGGGUAUUGCUUGUACGCUGAAUAUAUUGUACCCCAUUUGUAUAUAGAAUGCUUUGUUGAUAUAUCUAGUGACUGAUCUUGCUACAUUGCAAGUCAGAGAGCUUGUUUUCGGGUAGAGUUGAGGUUCAGGUUAUGAUAGAAUUGGAGUGUAAUUUCUCUAUGCACCCUUCUCUAUGUUAAUUUUUGACCAUUUGUAAACAUUAUUGAGAAGAAAAAUAUUGGUGAUCCUAGCAUUGACUGAAAUAGAAAA